CAACAAUCAGCUCGAAUUUGCGCUAAACGGAAGUCCAACCUUUUGGUAUAAAUUCAUUUCCGCCUCCACCAAAAGUCCUUUCCUGUCUAUGGCCUAUUGAAAGAUGGCGGUGCAAAUCUCCAAGAAGAGGAAGUUCGUCUCCGACGGGAUCUUCAAGGCCGAGCUGAACGAGUUCCUGACCCGCGAGCUCGCCGAGGAUGGCUACUCCGGUGUGGAGGUGCGCGUCACCCCAACCCGCACAGAGAUCAUCAUCCUGGCCACAAGGACCCAGAAUGUGCUCGGGGAGAAGGGCCGUCGCAUCAGAGAGCUGACCGCUGUGGUCCAGAAGCGGUUUGGCUUCCCAGAGGGCAGUGUGGAGCUCUACGCUGAGAAGGUGGCAACCCGUGGUCUGUGCGCCAUCGCCCAGGCAGAGUCUCUGCGCUACAAGCUGCUGGGAGGUCUGGCCGUGCGUAGGGCGUGCUACGGCGUGCUGCGCUUCAUCAUGGAGAGCGGCGCCAAGGGCUGCGAGGUGGUGGUGUCCGGCAAGCUGAGGGGUCAGAGGGCCAAGUCCAUGAAGUUCGUGGACGGUCUGAUGAUCCACAGCGGAGACCCCGUCAACUACUACGUUGACACCGCCGUCCGCCACGUCCUGCUCAGACAGGGCGUGCUGGGCAUCAAGGUCAAGAUCAUGCUGCCCUGGGACCCCACCGGUAAGAUCGGGCCCAAGAAGCCCCUCCCCGACCACGUGAGCAUCGUCGAGCCCAAGGACGAGCCCCUACCCACCACACCCACCUCGGAGCAGAAGGGAGCCAAGCCUGAUGCCCCCGUCAUGCCCCAGGGAGGACCACCUCCACCCACCGCGUAGAAGGGUUCUCCCUUCUCCCGAUGGAAUCAAGACCCUGAGAUUUUUGUGUACAAAAAAACAAUAAAAUCUGGAAAUACAACAA
Gadus macrocephalus (Pacific cod) is the source of this 926-nucleotide messenger RNA. It is a transcript of the gene rps3, whose product is annotated as ribosomal protein S3. NCBI's taxonomy places the organism in Eukaryota, Metazoa, Chordata, Actinopteri, Gadiformes, Gadidae. Gene Ontology annotation, biological process: positive regulation of apoptotic signaling pathway; translation. The record is from RefSeq and is a predicted model, not a curated record. Bases 104 to 844 code for a protein of 246 amino acids. Gene Ontology annotation, cellular component: nucleus; cytosolic small ribosomal subunit. The transcript has 7 exons. Gene Ontology annotation, molecular function: RNA binding; structural constituent of ribosome.